AUGGUAAGAAUCUACAUCCGCUUCUCUGGUUUCAUCAUCCGCGACCCAAGAAUCAGAGCUAAUAAUAACCUCUCAUUCACACUCAUCAACAACGCUACAGGCACACAAAGAACAACAAAGUUCACAAUGAAGGAAGCCAGAACACUCAGAAAGUAUUACCACAUCGAUAUUGACUCCUUCAGCACACAUACAUUCUCCGUUCUUCUCAAUAAGCACACAGGCUUAUUCGGAAAACAACAGGUUGCAAGAUUGGACAUCCCAACCUUUGUUCUUCCAAUGGACAAAAUGAGCAUGAACUACCUCCAGAUGAAUACUGGUAACGUUAACAAUCCACCAAUCAUCUGCAAGUGCGUUCUUCACCUCCAAGAUAGAACCCAGCCAUUCAAGGCUCAAGCAAUCAAGCCAACUCUUCCACAGGCUGAUUACGAUGAUGUCUGCGAAAUUGGCUUCAACAACGAAUUUGCUGACUACAAUGACUACGAAGCUCCAUUACUUAUCUAA
Trichomonas vaginalis G3 is the source of this 501-nucleotide messenger RNA. RefSeq lists its product as uncharacterized. The record is from RefSeq and is a predicted model, not a curated record. The transcript has a single exon. NCBI's taxonomy places the organism in Eukaryota, Parabasalia, Trichomonadida, Trichomonadidae. Bases 1 to 501 code for a protein of 166 amino acids.